AUGGAAGCCAAUCGCAGCCGUCUGCUGACCACAGCUCGUCCUUAUCUCCAGGUUGUUUCCGUAUUCGGACUCACUCCUCCACCUAUAUUCUUUACCAGGACAGUGCGCAGGCGACGUAGAGGCUACUUGAUAGUUGGAUACACUUGCUAUUUGCUCGCAAUUCUUCUGGUGAUUAUCUACGAGUGCUACGCCAACAUUGUGGCCCUACACCAGGAACUAGAUCUCUUCCGUACGGAUGACUUAAGCAGAGUUAUGGGAAGCACGCAAAAGAUUGUAGUGGUACUCAUGGCUAUUUGCAACCAACUGAACAUGCUCUUGAACUUUCGUCGCCUUCGUCGUAUAUAUGAGGACCUGGCGGAUCUGGAGAAGGAUAUCAUUAACUCUUUUCCUUUUAGUGUAGAGGAGCGAGGGAUGAGUUUUCGAUGUCGAUUGGCUAUAUUCGUGGGACUAUGGAUGGUGCUGCUCGUAGGCCUUAUACCACGCUUCACUCUUGUGGGACUGGGACCGUUCCUUCACUGGACAAAUAAAGUACUCACUGAGCUCGUCUUGAUCAUGAUUCAACUCAAAUCUGUAGAGUAUUGCGUGUUUGUGUUCCUGAUCUAUGAGCUAGUUCUUCGGUUGCGUCAUGUCCUCCAGCAGAUCAUGGUAGAACUAGAGGAUUGUAAUUGCCGGACCAGGAUUCAGGAGCUGUGUGUGACUUUAAAGCGCAAUCAGUUGCUCGUCGGACGAAUCUGGAGUUUGGUCGGUGAGAUUGGCGAAUAUUUUACCCUAUCUAUGACGCUGCUGUUCCUCUUCAAUGGACUUACCAUCCUGCACAUUGUCAACUGGGCUCUCAUAAAAUCCAUCAAUCCGAACGAUUGCUGUCAAUAUAUGCGCAUCGGGGUGACUUCCUUACUAUCAAUCAAUAUUUUUUUGGCCUGCUUUUACAGUGAGUUCUGCAUCCAAGCGUACAAGAGCAUUUCACGAAUUCUUCACAAGAUUUAUUGCUUACCAAUAACCGAAGAUAAUCAAAUGCUAAAUAUGGGUCUAAGGGAAUACUCCUUGCAAAUGCAACACCUUAAGCUCCACUUCACCUGUGGCCGAUUAUUCGACAUCAAUCUCAAGUACUUUGGAGGGUUGGUGGUCACUAUAUUAGGGUAUAUUAUUAUCCUAAUACAAUUCAAAAUGCAAGGUUUUGCUCAAUCAAAAUAUAUGCAAACUGCUAAUAUCACCGAAUUGAAUGUAUAUAAGAGUUAA
This is a messenger RNA of Drosophila biarmipes, 1236 nucleotides long. Its product is annotated as putative gustatory receptor 98d. NCBI's taxonomy places the organism in Eukaryota, Metazoa, Arthropoda, Insecta, Diptera, Drosophilidae. Gene Ontology annotation, biological process: sensory perception of taste. Bases 1 to 1236 code for a protein of 411 amino acids. Gene Ontology annotation, cellular component: neuronal cell body; dendrite; axon. The transcript has 4 exons. Gene Ontology annotation, molecular function: sweet taste receptor activity. The record is from RefSeq and is a predicted model, not a curated record.